This is a messenger RNA of Megalobrama amblycephala (Wuchang bream), 3359 nucleotides long. RefSeq names its product synaptotagmin XII (gene syt12). NCBI's taxonomy places the organism in Eukaryota, Metazoa, Chordata, Actinopteri, Cypriniformes, Xenocyprididae. The transcript is spliced from 8 exons. Bases 313 to 1575 code for a protein of 420 amino acids. Gene Ontology annotation, biological process: calcium-ion regulated exocytosis; regulation of dopamine secretion; cellular response to calcium ion. The record is from RefSeq and is a predicted model, not a curated record. Gene Ontology annotation, molecular function: clathrin binding; phosphatidylserine binding; calcium-dependent phospholipid binding.
UGCAGCCAAGACACUAGUGUCGUCCCUGAGAAAUUUUCAGUGUGACAACUAGCCCCCUUCAUUUUCUAUUAUUGCGCGUGCGUGUGUGUUGGUGCUGAAGUUGCAUUGCAGGGGUGGGACUCCUGCAUUCAGAUCUUCAUCAUGCGCAGAGGAAAACCCAGACACACUUCAGUUCAGAUCUGAUCUAAACGCGCGCGCGUCAGAUGUGAUCGAAUCCUGCACGUGCGUCUGAUGCUAUAUUGCGCGUUAAUUGAUGGAUGAAAGUGUGCGCGAGCAGGAGAGGGAGAAACAGACACUGCUGAAGGUGGCACUAUGUCUGUACAGGGUCAGGAUAUUUCUGAAUAUCAUCUGAGCGUGGUGCUGAACCCGCCUGGCUGGGAAGUGUGUUUGUAUGUGUUUGGGUUCCUGGUUCUGUUUGCUGUGGUUAUAGUGAAUCUGUGGAAGUUAUAUAAAUCCGGCUCCUUCCCAACUCCCUCUCCAUAUCCAAACUUCCACUUCCGCUACCUGCAGGAGAAAUAUGGCUCCUCCCACUCUGAGAUCAGACAAAAGCGUGUUGCAGCUUCCAACCAGCGGAGGGCGUCCUCUGCGAGCCGAAAGCCGAGUCUCCAGCUGUUGGACACUCCAGAUGGUCUUCGGGAUCUCGGAACGCUGGAGCUGAUGAGCCGAGAGUUGGAUCAGAGCGGAGGCACGCUGAAUCGUUCCAUGUCCUCUGAAUCGCUGUGUUCCAUCUCUUCCGUCGCUCAAACCUUCGGGCACGACUUUACGGUGGGACAGCUGGAGGUCACGCUGGAGCUGGACACUCGAGCUUCACUUCUGCUCGUCUCACUGCACCAGGGUAAAGACCUGCUGGAGAAGGAGGAGGAGAACUUCCCUGGAUGCUACAUCACUGUCACUCUGGUUCCUCAGCAGAUCAGUCUGGGAGCCACACAGGUCAAGAGAAACGCCUUCACUGUGGUGUUUGACGAGCGGUUUUCUGUUCCUUUGGAUUCAGUAAAUCUGGAUGAGAACAGUCUGCGAUUCUCCACCUUUGCUGUCGAUUCAGACGAACGGAACAUCAGUGCUGGAGUGGCAGAACUUAAACUGUCGGAUCUGGACCUGACAUUCCGGCCGUUUAACGCCUGGCUCUACCUGCAGGACAUCAACAAGGCUGUGGAUGCUGUCGGGGAGAUCCUGUUGUCUCUCAGUUAUUUGCCGACUGCAGAACGUCUCACCGUUGUCAUUGCCAAAGCCAAGAACCUGGUCUGGACUAAUGGAAAGACCACAGCAGAUCCGUUUGUUAAGGUUUACCUGCUCCAGGACGGCAGGAAGAUCAGUAAAAAAAAGACAUCCAUAAAAAGGGAUGAUACCAACCCCAUCUUCAAUGAGGCUAUGAUCUUCUCAGUGCCAGCCAUCGUUCUGCAGGAUCUCUCUCUGAGAGUGACUGUCGCUGAGAGCACAGAGGACGGCCGUGGUGAAAACGUGGGUCAUGUGAUCAUCGGACCAGAGGCCAGUGGAAUGGGAAUAACUCACUGGAACCAGAUGCUGGCCACUUUGCGGAAACCAGUUUCAAUGUGGCACCCGCUCCGGAGGACCUAAGUUCUCCUGUCCUGACCCCUGACCUCUGACUCCUGUCUGCAUGGUGCCUACUGUCUAACUGUCCUAACAGUAAAGACAUUUGAAUAUGAACAGAAAAUCUUUGUGUCACAGCUGUCCCGAGGGUGGAUGGAUCUUUAAAGAGAGAAAGAGAGAGAAAUCGGCGGCUCAGGAUGUCUCAUCUGUAAGGGUCUUUGAAAUCCAGGUUUUCUUAUCCAGGUUAACUUCAUUUCUACAUAUGAUAACAGGGUGGCUGGUCUUAUGCUGCAGCCUUUGGGUGGAUAUUGCAGUAGCCACAUUCUGUUGUACUCAAACGUACAGCAUAAAAAAGGAAUAAGAAAUUAUUUGUUUGGCCAUAAAUAUUUAUUAUUAUUAUUAUUAUUAUUAUUAUUAUUAUUGGUAGUUUGAAUGGGCUUAUUUUUCUGCUUAAACAUUGUAAAAUAACAAAUUUAAGGCAUAACAACCUUGGGACUGUCUGUCCCUUUUCUCAGGCAAGUGCAGUGACACUUAUUAGCCUAAUAGUGGCGCCACUGAGCCACAUCACGUAUCAUAGACGCAGCAUUGAGGUGCUCUGUUUUUUUCCUUUUUCUUUUUUAAAAUUUAGUUGUCCAGCUUAUUUUAAGAUAUUUGUGUUAACCAAAUUUAAUGAAAGUACCAAACUGUAAUUAUUUAUUUUGGCUAAUAUAUUCUACCACUAGAGGGCGUGCAAGUACUUAAAAUCAAAAUCAGUGUUGGGGAAGUUGCUAAAAAAAGCAUUUUAAUAAUUAUCUCUUAUGUUUUGUAUUGCAUUGUGAUUACUUUUCUAGUUACUCUGAACGGUAAUAACAAUACGCAUUAAUUAAUAAAUUAAUUUAGUCAUUAACUUCUAAAAUACAAACUUUAACAGAUUAGUUUAAUGUGACCAAGUUGUUAAGUUCUUCAACAGAUUGCUUGUGCUGUUCAGUGCAGUUUUUGUCAGGGCAUAAGUUUGAAUUAAUAACACUAAUGCGUAUUACAGUACAAUGUAUUUCCCAUUUCGAGAAAAAAAAAAAAGCCAUGCUUUUCUACCAUCCUCACACUUGGUUAGCAUGUCAAAAUGAAAGAAAGUGCUUUUUGAUCAAUAGUAUAUUUGUUGUUGGACCUUAAAUAUCGUUGUUAAAUUAGCCUUAGUACAUAAAUAUCAUAUAUGUAGCGCAAAUAACUACAAAACAGUAACUGUUAUGGGAUUACUGAAAAAUAAAUAGUAAUUCCUUACGUUAUUUCAUCACAGAAACAUGUACUUUGUAGUUUUGUACUUUGUAAUGCAUCACCCCAACACUGCAUAAAAAAUACAUUAAUCAAACUGGAAAUGUAUAAACUACUAUAUAUUUCCUUUCACAUUCUCUGAGUUUUCUCGUAAGUGUUUUAACUGCCGCAAUAAUUAAAGUUUUAUGAUGACAGAAUGUAAAAACUUCACACCAAAAUCUGUGAAUCACAUCCUACAUCGUAAACACCUGAAAUGUUUUGUAGAAUGAGUAACAGAUUUGAGCUUCUUGCAGUGAAGUCAUUUGAUUUGAUGAAGUGCUGCAAAUGCCGUGAUUCAUUUUUACUACUAACAAUAUUUUAAGCUUGUCACCAUUAAACUUCAUUCUGUGCCAAAUUCACCCUAAUAGAAGCAAUAUUCUCAUUUGCAGUGUACAUCUGAUGUUGGUGAACUUUAGAUUUAAAGAAUGAUAAAACAUAACUUUAUGAUGCAUGCACAUGUAAUGUAGAACAUACUGCAAUCAAAUGAAUUGUUUAAAUAAAAAUGCUUUAUGUGGUUUGUUUCA